Molecule: messenger RNA, 1311 nt
Organism: Gigantopelta aegis
Lineage: Eukaryota; Metazoa; Mollusca; Gastropoda; Neomphalida; Peltospiridae
Product: RYamide receptor-like
Exons: 4
Coding region: 1-1311 (436 amino acids)
Biological process (GO): neuropeptide signaling pathway
Cellular component (GO): membrane
Molecular function (GO): neuropeptide Y receptor activity
Source: RefSeq, a predicted model, not a curated record
AUGGGCUCCACAGCGGCGGUGGUGCAAGGUGUUGCGAACGCCACGGAGCCAGACGACGACCCGACGACAGUGACAGUUUUGGAAGGGACGCAGACGACCAUCAUCUGUCUGUACUCUCUGAUCUGCGUGACGGCCAUCGUGGGCAAUGGGAUGGUCUGCUACCUGGUCCUCGGGUUCAGGAGGAUGAGGACGGUCACCAACCUGUUCAUAGCCAGCCUGGCCACCAGCGACAUCCUCAUGGCGGUCAUCUGCAUCCCGUUCACCUUCGUGGCCAACGUCCUGCUGGACCACUGGCCCUUCGGUCGCUCCCUGUGUCCGGUGAUGACCUACGUCCAGGUGGUGGUGGUCUUCCAGAACGCCUACACGUUGCUGGCCAUCAGUUUCGAGCGCUACUUCGCCAUCAUCUACCCGUUCCACCCGAGACUGCCCAAGCGCAAGGCGGUGUGGAUUAUCGCGAUCUGCUGGGCGCUAUCCUUCAUGACGCCGCUGCCGACGGCGAUCACGUCGACGCUGGUCGAGCUCCCCACCGACGACGUCAGCAAGAACAAGACCGUCCCGGUGUGUCUCGAGGUUUGGUCGUCGGAGUCUCAGCGCUUCACGUACACUCUGACCAUCAUGAUCCUGCAGUACUUCGUGCCCCUGGUGGUUCUCGUAUACACGUAUCUCAGGAUAGUGCAUGUCGUCUGGCUGAAGAAUGCCGCACCUCACGUGAAACAGGAUCAGGAUGCUGAAGGAUCCGGCGGAGGAGGUAAACGGGUUUCACUCUGUUGGGUGGUAGUAUUUAUAUCCGUGGCGUCUAUGGCUAUCAAGAUGAUGAUCACGGUGGUCAGUAUCUACGCCAUCUGCUGGUUACCGCUGCACGUCAUCACUUUGGUUGGUGACGUCAUACCUUCCAUCUACGACGCAGGCUACAUCAGAGUUCUGUGGAUCGGAUCUCACUGGCUGGCCAUGAGCAGUUGCAUUUAUAACCCAUUUAUAUACUGGUGGAUGAACUCCAAGUUCAGAGAUGGAUACAGAUACAUAUUCACAAAGCUCAAACACUGUUGCACGGGUAAGGCAUGCAGUUCGUAUCACGAACAGACUAGGUUAACAUUUGGAGGAGACAACUUCGGUAUAGGGAGGUGUUCCGACAUCAACAGCAAGACACAAAUUACGUUGAGUAUGAACAAGCUGGACCAUCUUGAACCAGAUGCCAAGUCAUGUACAAAAAGUCCAACGGUGAAGGACAUACAUGGGAAAAAUGGAUUUAACAAAUCAUCAACACUGGAUGUAACAACAGGGGAAAAGACACCUUUAAAUUUAACAAUGUAA